UCUCAAUAUAUAGCUCCGACUGACGCUCGCCGUGAAUGGAUCUCAGGCCUCUCAGGGUCAUCAGGCACAGCCUUGGUCACCGCCAAGGAGGCGCUCUUGUGGACCGAUGCGAGGUACUACACGCAGUUCUACUUGCAGGUCAACACUACGUUGUGGAAACUUAUGAAACAAGGUACUGAUGCUCCAAUCCAAACAUGGCUGGUAAAUAACCUUAAGUCUGGUUCGGUUGUAGGAGUAGAUCCUACAACUUACACACGCAGUGCUUGGACAAGUCUAGCGAAUACGUUGUCACCCUGGAACAUAACUCUGUAUGCUACGUCUGAAAACUUAGUGGACUUAGCCCGUGACAAUAUACAUGACCCACCGCCUCCCAGGCCUGAAAAUCAACUGAUACCACACCCUAUUGAGUACAGUGGAAAAAGGGCAGGCGAGAAAAUAUCACAGCUGUUGUUACAGAUUGAAGAGCGCGGCGCCACCGCUUUAGUUCUAACCGCUUUGGAUGAUAUCGCGUACACUCUAAACCUUCGGGGCAGUGACAUUCCGUACAAUCCAGUGUUCUUCUCGUAUUUGAUAUUAAGAGUUGAUGCGGCUGCGACGAAUAAAGUGAUUCUAUUCUGGGGUUCAGGUCAGUUGUAUUCGAAGAUAUCACAGUUCCUGCUAGACCAGGGCGUUCAGCUUGAAGUCAGGCCUUACAGGGAAAUAUUUGAUUAUUUGACCAAAAUGUCGAAUGCGCUUCCAGAAAGAAGUACGAUAUGGCUAGCUGAUACCGGCAGUCAUGCUAUUUUCUUAGCAGCUGAAGGCAAAGGACAUACUACUAUAAUAUCGACAAUAUCUCCAGUGGCUUUGAUUAAAUGUGUUAAAAACGAAGUUGAACUUGCGUUGUUCUUGACUAUUGGUAAGGGAGGGACACUAUGGCUUCUGAUCCCACAGCGUCCAGAGGAAGUAAAUUUUAUGGGUCCAUCGUUUGCGACAAUCGCGGGCGCAGGCGAGAACGGGGCCAUCAUUCACUACAAGCCCGACCCUGAAUCAGACCACCGCAGUAUUGGUCCAAAUGACAUGUUGCUCGUUGACUCGGGUGGACAGUACAGAGACGGAACGACAGACAUUACACGCACUCGUCACAUGAGCGGUUCACCCACUUCGAUGCAGCGAUUGGCUUUCACUCGGGUGCUGAAAGGACAUAUUCUUCUAGGAACAGUUGUAUUUCCGAGAGGUACUGUG
This is a messenger RNA of Hyposmocoma kahamanoa, 1221 nucleotides long. Its product is annotated as xaa-Pro aminopeptidase 1-like. The annotation marks the transcript as partial. Lineage: Eukaryota; Metazoa; Arthropoda; Insecta; Lepidoptera; Cosmopterigidae. The transcript has 11 exons. The record is from RefSeq and is a predicted model, not a curated record.